AUAUACAGUAUAAAUCUAAGAUCAAACCAUGCAAAUUGCAAAGCUAUAAGCAAUUGGCACGUAACACGAGAAACAAAUCUGGGAUAAACCCCUUUUUUUUCAUCUUCUCUCACGCACACAGUUGAACAAAUUAAUCGGAUUUUUUCUCGACAGUUUGAAUCCAUGAAUCCGGAACCAGAUAAUGGCUACCCAGUUACCCUACCGCUCUUGGCUGGUGAUUGUGAGAAGGGACACGACACUACUCAUCCCUCACACGCCAUUUCAGGCUCUACCUCUUUCUUCAAAACCUGCUUUAAUGGACUCAAUGCUUUGUCAGGUGUAGGAAUAUUGUCAGUACCAUAUGCACUGUCUUCAGGGGGAUGGUUGAGCUUGAUACUUCUCUUUGUUAUUGCGAGCUUAACCUUCUAUACAGGCUUGUUAAUUCAAAGAUGCAUGGAUAUGGAUCCAAAUAUAAGAAGCUAUCCCGACAUUGGCUAUCGUGCAUUUGGAUUCAAAGGAAGAGCUUUCGUUUCCAUUGCGAUGAAUAUGGAACUCUACUUGGUGGCAAUAGGUUUCUUGAUCCUAGAAGGGGACAAUUUAGAUAACAUAUUUCCAAACAUGGAUUUCGAAAUUGCUGGUCUUUUUAUUGGUGGAAGACAGAGCUUCGUAAUCAUUGUUGGCCUUAUUAUAUUGCCUACUGUUUGGUUGAACAAUAUGAGUAUUCUUUCAUAUAUAUCUGCUAGUGGAGUUUUAGCUUCUUUUAUAUUAUUGGCUUCAAUGCUAUGUGCUGGUGUAUUUGAUGGCAUUGGAUUUCAUGAAAAGGGAACGCUUUUGAAUUUGAAGGGGAUCCCAACUGCUGUUAGCCUGUACGCGUUCUGUUAUUGUGCUCAUCCAGUUUUCCCCACUCUAUAUACUUCCAUGAGAAACCAGAAGAAAUUUUCAAAGGUCUUGCUCAUUUGCUUUCUCGUUUGUACCAUCAGCUACGCGUCAAUGGCAGUUUUAGCAUAUCUGAUGUUUGGCUCUAAGGUACAAUCUCAAGUGACCUUGAACCUUCCAACGAACAAAAUCAGCUCGAAAGUGGCAAUUUACACCACACUCGUGAACCCAAUAGCAAAAUAUGCUUUGAUGGUGACACCAAUUGUGCGAGCCGUGGAAAAUCAUUUUCGAUCUUUCCACAACACAAGACUUGUCAGUAUACUGUGGAGAUCCACCUUGGUGAUUAGCAGUAUCAUUGUAGCCAUUGCAAUCCCCUUUUUUGGUUAUCUAAUGUCACUUGUUGGAGCAUUUUUAAGCAUAACAGCCUCAGUUAUACUUCCAUGCUUGUGCUAUUUGAAGAUUUCUGGCAUUCAUCAGAGAUUUGGAUUUGAAAUGAUGUUCAUUAUAGGUAUUGUAGUAAUAGGUGUUGCUAUAAUGAUUGUUGGUACAUACACAUCUUUGAAAGAAAUAAUUGGACAUUUGGUAUGAAAUUUUUUAUUGUUGAUCUAUCAAA
Olea europaea var. sylvestris is the source of this 1468-nucleotide messenger RNA. RefSeq names its product amino acid transporter AVT1J-like. Gene Ontology annotation, cellular component: plasma membrane. The transcript is spliced from 4 exons. Bases 163 to 1443 code for a protein of 426 amino acids. The record is from RefSeq and is a predicted model, not a curated record. Lineage: Eukaryota; Viridiplantae; Streptophyta; Magnoliopsida; Lamiales; Oleaceae.